Messenger RNA from Tachysurus vachellii, 8030 nucleotides. RefSeq names its product fibronectin 1b (gene fn1b). NCBI's taxonomy places the organism in Eukaryota, Metazoa, Chordata, Actinopteri, Siluriformes, Bagridae. Gene Ontology annotation, biological process: cell-substrate junction assembly; nervous system development; heart development. The coding region runs from base 157 to 7395 and encodes 2412 amino acids. Gene Ontology annotation, molecular function: proteoglycan binding; integrin binding. Gene Ontology annotation, cellular component: extracellular region. The transcript is spliced from 46 exons. The record is from RefSeq and is a predicted model, not a curated record.
GAGACCCGAGAAGCGCACGGUGCUGCUUAGACGCGUCAGGAGUGCAGCCCGCCCCAAGAAUCAAGAAUACCAACUAAAUCCAGCAAAGUGUUUAUUUGUUGUCAAAUAAGUGUUUUGUCAUAAAUUAGAUUUUUAAAUAUUUUACUGUGCGCGAGGAUGAGGCGCGUGGUGCUCUUAGCGCUGUGCGCGUGCAGCGCGGUGAUGUGUUUGCCAAAGUUCGGCAGGAUUAAGCGACAAGGACAAGAGCAGCAGGUGCUGGACAUUCCUGUGGAAGAGCUGGCAUACACACGCCAAGCUGGCUGUACAGAGAAUGGGCAAUUUUACCGGCUCAAUGACCAAUGGGAACGGCCCUACAUGGCAAGCACGUUACUGUGCACAUGCAAAGGAUCGGCAGGCAUCCAGUGUGAAUCCAAACCUGCAGCUGAAGAGAUGUGCUUCGAUAAAAUCAACGCAAGGUCGUACCGUGUGGGCGAGACGUACGAGAGGCCGAAGGACAGGAUGAUCUGGGACUGCACCUGCAUUGGAUCAGGUCGAGGCAAAAUCAGCUGCACCAUCGCAAAUCGCUGCCAUGAAGGAGGUAGCUCGUACAGAAUCGGCGAGACCUGGACACGACCCCACGACACAGGCGACUACAUGCUUGAGUGUGUGUGUCUCGGCAACGGAAAGGGCGAGUGGACCUGCAAACCCAUUGCCGAGCGCUGCUAUGACACAUCACUGGGCACGUCGUAUGUGGUUGGACAGACUUGGGAGAAAUCUUACCAGGGCUGGAUGAUCGUCGACUGCACGUGUCUUGGCGAAGGGAACGGACGCAUCACCUGCAGCUCCCGGAACCGCUGUAACGACCAGGACAUGAAGAAGUCGUAUCGUAUUGGCGAGACGUGGAACAAAGUGGACACGCAGGGCCGCAGUCAGCAGUGUGUGUGUAUGGGAAAUGGACGCGGCGAAUGGAAAUGCGAGAGUAAUUCUGCUCAAACAGCCCUUGGUGAGUGUGAUACAGGUUCAGGUUCGGCCUUGUCCACCGAGGUCAGACCCGUCACUCAUCAGCUGGCCAUUGUGCCUGAGCUGGUUGCUACUGGCGCGUGUCAAACCGGAUCUGGCACCACCUACUACAAUGGCAUGCGCUGGGUCCAAACUCAGGGAAGUCAGCAGAUGAUGUGCACCUGCAUUAAUGGAGGCAUCAGCUGUGAAGAAUGGGAUGGUCAAUCUCACGUGUAUGGAGGGAACUCCAACGGGCAGCCAUGUGUGUUCCCCUUUGUUUUUGGACAAAAAACACACUACUCGUGCAUCUCUGAAGGCCGAUCUGACGGGCAGCUAUGGUGCAGCACCACCUCCGACUACGACACAGAUCGCCAGUACUCCUUCUGCACUCAGAGAAACUUGAUGGUUACAACUCGUGGUGGAAACUCUAACGGCGCACUGUGCCACUUUCCCUUCCUGUACAAUGGGCGUAAUUACACAGACUGCACAGCUGAUGGCCGACGGGAUGGGAUGAAGUGGUGUGGCACUACAGAGAACUACGAUGAAGAGCGACACUACGGAUUCUGUCCCAUGGCAGCUCAUGAGGAAAUCUGCACAGUAAACGACGUCAUGUACCGCCUGGGGGAUGAGUGGGACAAGCGCCAUGACACCAUGGGCCACAUGAUGCGCUGCAAGUGUUUGGGUAACGGCCGUGGCGAGUGGAGCUGCGUCGCCUACUCACAGCUUCGAGAUCAGUGUAUUGUAGAAGGACUCACAUAUGAAGUCGGGCAGAAGUUUGACAAGAGGCACAACGAGGGCUACAUGAUGAACUGCACGUGCUUCGGUCAGGGCCGCGGACGCUGGAAAUGCGAUGCUAUCGAUCAGUGCCAAGAAGCUGAGACAAAAGUGUUCUAUCAGAUCAGCGAGACGUGGGAUAAAGUGAGCCAUGGCGUCCAGUAUCGUUGUACCUGUUACGGAAACGGUAUCGGAGAACACGCCUGCGAGCCUCUCCAGUCCCAGGUUCCAGUACGCGUGACCAUCACAGAGACAGGAAACAAGCCCAACUCACACCCCAUCCAGUGGAACCCACCAGCAUCAGCCCACAUCACCCAGUACAUCCUCAAGUGGAGAGUGAAAAACACUCGCACUCCGUGGAAGGAGGUUAUUAUUCCCAGCCACAUCAACUCCUACACCAUCUCAGGCCUGAAGCCGGGGCUCACCUAUGAGGGUCAGCUCAUUAGCAUCCUUAGCUACGGUCACAGAGAGGUGACCAGAUUCGACUUCACCACAUCCUACGGCUCACUGGUUCCUACUGAAGGCAUGACCACAGAGCCCAUUCGAGUGGUGGACACGUCUGAAUCCGUCACUGAGAUCACAUCCAGCAGUUUCGUUGUUUCCUGGACAUCAGCGUCUGAGACCAUCUCCGGAUUCAGAGUGCAGUAUGAACUCUCUGAGGAGGGAGCCGAGCCCACGGUGCUCGAUCUUCCUCGCACAGCAACAUCAGUGAACAUCGACAAUCUCCUACCAGGCCGAACGUACCAAGUCCAGGUUUACGAAGUUGAGCCGGAAGGAAAUACAAAUCUCAUCCUCACCACCACUCAGUCCACCGCUCCUGAUGCUCCCACCAGUCACAGAGUUACAAAUGUCGGGGAAACGUCCAUUGUGAUCUCCUGGACCAAACCACAAGCGCCGAUCACCAGUUACCGUGUGGUAUAUACCCCAUCCCUUGAAGGCAGCAGCACUGAGCUCAUCCUGGCUGAGACGGUGACCUCAGUGAACCUGGUUGACCUUCAGCCGGGUCAGUCGUAUAACGUUAGUAUCUUUGCUGUGGAGGGAAACCUGGAGAGUGAACCGAUGGUGCUGCAGGUCCACACAGCCGGAGAGCCGCACCCUGAGGAAUUCCAGGCACCGACUGAGCUGCAUUUCUAUGAGGUGAAUGACAUGAAGAUCACUAUCACAUGGACUGGACCACCCAGCGAGGUAUCAGGCUACCGUGUGACCUAUGUACCUGUAGGUUCCGACGGCCAGGUGACACAGAGGCCUCUACAGCUUCCCGUCACGCCCAACGCCUAUGCUGAGAUCACACACCUGCAGCCCGCCACCUUGUACCGCUUCUACGUCUACGCUGUCUAUGGUGGACCCGAGAGCCAGCCGCUGGUGGGAGAGAAGUCAACACGGCCUGAUGCUCCUACAGACCUAAACUUCCCAGAAGUCACAGAAGACACUGUUCUGGUGGUGUGGUCUGCCCCACAAGCCCAAAUCACCGGUUAUCGCCUCUUCAUUACUGCAGAGGACUCCACCACCCCGACGCAGGUUAGAGUCCGACCCGAGGAGACCCAGUACACCGUCCAGGACCUGCGGCCGGAUACAUUGUACACCAUUACAGUGUACUCAGAGCAUGGCAGCACGCUGAGCGAGGGCAUCUCCGGAACCAUUACCACUUCUGUGCCAUUCGGUAAUGCCCCCCGUUUCUCCACGGACGUCACCGACACGUCCAUCAUCAUCUCCUGGACUCCUGUUCCUCGCUUCAGCUACAGGAUGUCAGUGAAGCCCAGUGAGGGUGGCGAAGCUCCCAGGGUCGUGACCUCUGACUCAGGAAGCAUCUACAUCUCAGGCCUGACCCCUGGAGUGGAAUACACCUACAGCCUGCAGCCCAUGUUCAACGGCCGAAAUCAGGGCAGCCCCAUCACACGCAACACCGUUACACCAUUGACCCCACCUAGUCAUCUGAAUCUGGUGUCCAACCCCUACACGGGCAACCUCAACGUUCACUGGCAGGCAACCGCCACUCCCGACAUCACAGGUUACCGGGUGACAUGUUCACCCACUUCAGGGCAGCGUGGGAACGCUCUGGAGGAGUUUGUCCGAGGUGGGCAGACUUCCUGUACGCUGGAGAACCUGAGCCCUGGUGUGGAGUAUAACGUUAGUGUCUACGCCGUUAAAAACCACUUGGAGAGCGAACCCAUUUCAUCAGUUAUCACACAAGACGUGCCAAAGGUGAGAGACCUCAGCUACGGUAAUGUCACAGACACCACCAUCGGGAUUCAGUGGACGCUUAUAAACAACCCCGCCGUUACGGGAUACCGCAUCACGGUACUAGCCGCUGGGCAGAGUUUGCCCAUCCUGGAGGAUUCGCUGGAUUCAUCCACCAGUUUUUAUUUGGUUCGAGGGUUGGAGCCCGGUGUUGACUACCACAUCAGCGUGAUUGUGCUAACAGAGGAGAGCGAGAGCGAGCCAACAACGAUCACGCAGCAAACGCAAGCUGCCGUUCCUGCUCCAACCAACCUGAAUUUCGGUGAAGUCGGUCCAGACUCUAUGCGCCUCUCCUGGUCCCGCCCCUCUGUCCGCCAGUCAGAGAUCAGCCGCUUUGUUAUCCGCUAUCAUCCGAGCAACAACGACGACAACAUACAAGAAGUAAAUGUGGGCGGAGCCACCAGUACCUAUCUCCUCCAAAAUCUGCUUCCAAUCACUGAGUAUGUGGUGAGUGUGUCAUGUGUGUAUGGUGAGCGAGAGAGCAUCCCGGUCACGGGCAGACAGACCACAACUCUCGAUGCUCCAACCACUCUCGUCUUCUCUGAUGUCGUCACUCACUCAUUAACGGCACAUUGGCGGGCACCGAGGGCCCAGAUUACAGGCUACCGGUUGGUGUACAUGGCGACCAAAGGGGGACGCCGUCAGGAGGAGCGUCUGCCACCGAGCCGCACCCAUUAUGUCCUAAAUAACCUGCAGCCCGACACUUUGUACACCUUGAACAUCUACGCUGUCAGGGGCCACCAGGAGAGUCAACCUCUCACUGGCACACAGUCUACCAUCUCAGACGCUCCCACGGACCUGGAGGUGACGUCAUCCACCCCGACCAGCAUCACCAUCUCCUGGGACGCUCCUGCUAUUCCAGUGCGCUACUACAGGAUCAACUAUGGACAAACUGGAGACCGUGGCCCUGGCAAGGACUUCACUGUGCCGGGUACAGACUCCACCAGCACCAUCAGUGGCCUGCAGCCAGGCACUGAUUACACCAUCACCAUCUAUGCCGUGACUGGCAGAGGAGACAGUCCAGCAUCCAGCACACCAACCAUCAUCACACACCGCACUGGCAGCCAUGGCGCCCCAUCUCCCACAGACCUAGACGUGAGCGAUAUCCAGGACCAGGCUAUUAUUGUGCGCUGGACACCUGCCAGAGGCCCAAUCACUGGUUACAGGGUCACCGGGAAACCUAAAAAUGGAGUGGGACCCACUUUCUCCAAGGAGGUGGGACCUGAUAAGACAGAGUUGAGAAUAACAGGUCUGGUACCAACAGUGGAGUACGUAAUCAGCGUGUAUGCCAUCACUCGUGAUGGACAAAGCACACCAGUGGUGCAGAAAGCUAUAAAUUCACCAGACAGUCCCACGGAUAUGAAGUUCCCUGACGUGGACAGCUCCGCAGUGACAGACCGAGGCUCUGCUACGGACUCAGAGGGAACGCACACCACUGCAAGCAUCCCCGCCCCCACAAACAUCCAGUUUGGAGACGUGGGCCCCUCGUCCUUCGUGGUGCUCUGGAGGCCACCAAGCGCCAGGCUCAACGGAUACCGUGUCCUUGUGACACCCAAAAACAACUUUGCGCAAACAAAAGAGAUGAACGUUGCUCCUGAUGCCAUGCAGGCCACCAUCACUGGGCUUCUGGUGUCCACGUUGUAUGAGGUGCAUGUGUACGCACUGAAGGGUUCAGCCAGCAGCCCACCACUCAUUGGAGAGAUCUCUACAACUGAAGACAUCAGCCCUCCUCGGCGCACUCGCAUCAAUGAUGUGAAGGACACGAGCAUUACAAUCAGCUGGCGCUCGAAGAUCGAGCCAAUGACAGGCUUCCUGAUUGAGGCCAAGCCGCUCUCAGGAGAGAGUCCAACCAUUAGGAAGGAGAUUCCAGCUGAACAUCGCAGUGCCAUAAUUACUGGUCUUCAGCCUGCCACCACUUACUCCAUCAACAUCUACACACUGAAUGGAGACAGACGCAGUGAACCCUUCACACUCACCGCCAAAACAAUUGGCUCGUCCCUUCCGCCCCCCACUGACCUCCGGUUCCUAUCUGCAACUCCGAAUUCCAUCUCCUUCAAAUGGCAACCGCCCACCAGCCAUAUCACUGGAUAUUAUGUCACCUAUGAAGAAGAAGGAAGCAGCCCACAGGAGCUCACGCCACGCCCACACGCCGGCGCAAACUAUGCCUCCAUCACAGGUCUGAAACCAGCCACUGUGUACAUCAUAAAGAUCAUCGCUCUGCAGAACACACUGAGAAGUCCAGCACUGGUGGGCAAGACCAGAACGCAUUCACUGCCUUUGCUGCCCAUACGUCCGCACCACCUUGGUCCCCUGGACGUACCUGAGACGGACAUCGUGGUGAACGUGGUUGGUCCGACGGUGCAGCCGAGACCAGACGAGCGAGGCCAGAGCAUGGAGUACACAGAAUACAACAACCAGCCCACUCUCCCUCACAGCGGGCACCAACCAAACCCCUACAUCCCCGGGGUGGGCCAAACUCUCAUCUACGUGCCUGCCCCGGGGCCGGAUGGGUCACGAGUGCCCAAGGUGGUGCAACUGAGCGACAGGAACGCUCACAGUCUCCUUUUUACAGAAAAUAAGACGGGGACGCCGCAGGAGGCUCAGACUCAGACCACCAUCAGCUGGAAUCCCUUCAAGCAGAGCAAAGCCUACUUUGUGUCCUGCCAUCCAAUCUCACAGCGCAAUGAAAAGAUGUUCCAGAUGCAACUUCCUGCCACCUCCACCAGUGCCACACUGAUCGGCCUCACAUCCGGUGCUUCAUACCGUGUCCUCGUCGAGGCUCUAAAGGAUGCUCUCAAAUACAAAAUCCUAGAUGAGGUCAUCACCACCGGUAACACAGAUCCAGCAGGCGUUCCAGCCAGUGACGAUUCGUGCUAUGACACCUUGACGGCUACUCAUCACAACGUUGGCGAUGAGUGGGAGCGCAUGUCCGAGACCGGCUUCAAGCUGUGGUGCAGGUGCCUGGGACUGGGCAGCGGCCACUUCCGAUGCGACUCCUCCAAGUGGUGCCAUGACAACGGCCAUAACUACCGCAUCGGCGAGCGCUGGGAGAGACGAGAGGAAACUGGUCAAAUAAUGAGUUGCACCUGCAUCGGCAACGGCAAGGGAGAGUUCAAGUGCGAGCCACACGAGUCGACCUGUUUUGAUGAUGGAAAGACAUACCACGUGGGCAACCAAUGGCAGAAGGAGUAUCUCGGUGGGAUCUGUACCUGCACCUGUUAUGGAGGACAGCAGGGUUGGCGUUGUGAAAACUGCAGGAAGCCCGGAACAGAGAUCAACGCUCAUCUGCUGAAGCCUGUCCGCUACGGAGACGGCAUCGCUAAAGUGAAUAUUCAGUGCCCAAUUGAGUGUCUCCGGCCGGAUAUUCUUGCUGACGCCGUGGCUAAUCCCAACCCGAGAGAGUGAAGCAAUAAAAUCCAUCCCUCCGUGUAACAUGGCUCGGAUCUGACAACUUUGAAACUGUUCUAAGCUCCCUAGCGCCUUAAAGCCUUCCUACUGGUUACUGCAAUCACUGCUGCUGCUUCCCAGCUAAUCAGCAUGGUCAAAAUGACACCAUAGCGACGCCAUUGCAAUUUUUACUGCAUUUAAUUGGUCAUGCUGUUGUUCAAGCAUUUGAUUGGCUUUCAAUUUUUUUCCACUAAACACAUGAUGUUAUCAUUUUUAAAUAAAAACAAAUAAAAUGAAAUAAAUCUACUUCUCCAGUGUUAUUAAAAUGAACUUAAUGAUAAACCUAUUUUUAUGACUGCACAUAGAAGAGCACAAAUCAAGCACUGAUAAUGCUGAGAAUGUUCCAUGAGCUUUUAGUGCAUCUUUUUUAAUUUAUCCUUUUUUUUCUUUUAGAUGAGAUUUUCACGCAGACCCAGCACUGUUCAUUAGAUCAACACCUGAUUUUUCACCUGAUUUGUCAAAUGCCUUGAUUUAUUUAUCCCUUUGUUCCUUCAUGUGUUUUAUUAAAUUCAGUUAAGAAAGUGAUUGUACUGUUGGUGCCAAAGUCUUCACUACUGUCUCAUUUCUGUUUUUAAUAAAGUUUUACAAAAGGA